UCCAGCUUGCCAGAUGUGCCCAAAAUGACGCUGAGAAUUUCGCUGGGCAACAGCUCGACGCUGUCGGGCAAGACCACCGACUCGGAGUUCACGGAGGGGCCGACGCCGCGGCACUCGCUGCUGUCGGGCCGCUUCAAGCAGAGCUUCGCGUAUCUGUCGCUGCGCACGCGGAUGCCCGGGAUCAUGCAGCAGAUAAUCCUGCGGCUGCUGGAGGAAGGACCGGAGCUGGAGGCGAAGUUCGGCGCGGAGGUGCACAAGGAGAUUCAACAUGUGAUCGAUGCCAUUGAGCGGCUGAAGCUGGAGCUGCAGCGCGAUCGCCAGUUCCUGCUCUUCCACGGCAACGAGCCGGACAAGGCCGCGUGGAAUGCGUUCCUCACGGAGCUGCCGCGGCACAAGCGGACGUACUUCCGGGCCUGCUGGCUGCACUCCGAGUGCUACCUGUACCGGCGCAUCCACUCCUUCUUCGAGAGCACCAGGCACCUGGGGGACUUUGACUACUUUGCGCACCUGAAGCAGGACGAUCUGAAGAUCAGCGAGCGGGCCAUGCACGCGCUGGCCACGGCCACCAGGAGUCUGUCGAAGGACUUUGAGUCCUUCAGCAAGCUGAUGCGCAUCAACCUGUGGAGCAACCACUACGAGAUCCAGCUGAAUGCCUACGUGUUCCAGGAGGACGAGCAGCACUCCGACUUGGAGGUGCUCUCCAGGGUCGCGGAUCUCGACCGGAACCUGCUGGUGGACGACUCCACGCUCGUGUGGAACUGCCUGAUGAAGGCGAAGGACAGGCGCGAGAUUGUCGUGGACUUCGUCUGCGACAACGGGGGCUUCGAGUUCUUCACGGACAUGCUGCUCAUGGAGUACCUCGUGGAGCACGGCAUGGCCACCCAGGUGCGACUGCACGUCAAGGCCAUUCCCUGGUACAUUUCGGAUGUGAACAGCGCGGACAUCGAGUGGACCAUCAACUACCUCAUCGGCCACUCCGACGAGCUGCUCUCCGCGCUGGGCCACAAGUGGGCGCGCCUCAUGAACGCGGGCAAGAUCGUGGUCGCGCCCAAGUCCCACUUCUGGACGGGGCCGCAGCCGUACUUUGUGAUGGUGGACUCCGAUCUGGAGCUGUACAAGGUGCUGUCCGGCGGCAGCCUGGCCAUCUUCAAGGGAGACCUCAACUACCGCAAGCUCAUGGGCGACUACAUCUGGGACUCCACCGAGGAGUUCAUCACGUGUCUGCGCGGCUUCCGGCCUUGCAACAUCUGCGCCAUGCGGACAGUCAAGUGCGAGGUGGUCUGCGGCCUGCCGGAGGGCAAGUCGGACGAUCUGCUGAGAAGCGAUCCGCAGUGGAUGAUAUCCGGCAACUAUGGUGUGAUCCAGUACACGGACAGCCUCAAGUGCCCCUGCUACCAGGUGGGCAGACUCUCGGGCCUCUCGCACCUACCCAGCCACCACAACUUCAGGCUGGACGACAAGGAGUCCGAUCAGAGCCAGCACAAGCGAAUGCGCCACAGUCGCAAGACCUAGGACCUGCCUCCUCGGCAGUGACACUUACAGAUGUCUGGCCGUGGGCCCACCGACUGCCCAAUCAGCCGCUCAAAUUUCUUUAUUAAAUUCGCAGCUGGCACUGGAAGCUCCUCCAUGUCUCAAUUUGCGCUUUUCCCAUCACUGCCCGCCGGCGUAGAAAACUUCGCAUGGAUAAAUGGUGGCAGAUUUGUCAGCGCCCGCUGCUAGUUAGCUGGACACCAGA
Drosophila subobscura is the source of this 1735-nucleotide messenger RNA. Its product is annotated as damage-control phosphatase ARMT1. Gene Ontology annotation, cellular component: nucleus; cytoplasm. Gene Ontology annotation, biological process: DNA damage response. Gene Ontology annotation, molecular function: phosphatase activity. The record is from RefSeq and is a predicted model, not a curated record. The transcript has a single exon. Bases 25 to 1512 code for a protein of 495 amino acids. NCBI's taxonomy places the organism in Eukaryota, Metazoa, Arthropoda, Insecta, Diptera, Drosophilidae.